AGGAGAACAUCUGUCUGACUGCAGCAGGAGAACAUCUGUCUGACUGAGCAGGAGAACAUCUGUCUGACUGAGCAGGAGAACAUCUGUCUGACUGUAGCAGGAGAACAUCUGUCUGACUGGAGCAGGAGAACAUCUGUCUGACUGUAGCAGGAGAACAUCUGUCUGACUGCAGCAGGAGAACAUCUGUCUGACUGUAGCUGGAGAACAUCUGUCUGACUGGAGCAGGAGAACAUCUGUCUGACUGUAGCAGGAGAACAUCUGUCUGACUGAGCAGGAGAACAUCUGUCUGACUGCAGCAGGAGAACAUCUGUCUGACUGUAGCAGGAGAACAUCUGUCUGACUGAGCAGGAGAACAUCUGUCUGACUGUAGCAGGAGAACAUCUGUCUGACUGCAGCAGGAGAACAUCUGUCUGACUGUAGCAGGAGAACAUCUGUCUGACUGAGCAGGAGAACAUCUGUCUGACUGAGCAGGAGAACAUCUGUCUGACUGAGCAGGAGAGGGGAUGACAUUAACACAUAUUGUAGAAACUCAGUCUUUUUGUGAAACAUUUUUGAAUAUAAUGUUUUUACAGUGCAGGGCGAACGAGUCAGAGAGGGAGGGGUGAUGACAUCAGCAGAGGGGAGAGAGGGGGGGAGAGGAGGACAACAGCAUCUUUCAUCAGAGAGAGAGGAGAGAGAGAGGACGAAUGAGAGGAGAGCGAGACGGAGAAAAGAUAAAGGAGAAGAAGACAACUGAUGCUGAUUGGAACACAGGUUGGAGGGCGGAGCCAUGAUGGGGAAGGAUUACAUGUUGGCCAUUAUCAUAGUGAACUAUGACGACAACAUCUGGACCGACCAGAACCUGCUGCUGGACCCAGACCUGCCCUCCGGCUGGAGAACCAUCAAAGACUCCACAGGAACCUACUACUGGCACGUUCCCACCGGCGCCACCCAGUGGCAACACCCCAGCCUCACUGGAAAGCCCCCGACCCCGGACCUACAGGUUAGAACCCCCCCCCCCCACUGUGUUAGCUUAGCUGAGCAAGCUCAGGUUAGCUCAUGUCCUCUUCUGUGGUACACAUCUUUUUCUUUCAGGUCGUCAUGGCGACUUGAAGAUCACCUGACCAACCACGAUGAUUCACAGUGUUUUGCGGUGCGUUCUCUGGGCUGGCUGCAGGUGGAGGAGGAGGACAUGUCUCCAGGUCGCAGCAGUCUCGCUGUCAGUAAUGUCAUCCAGCAGCUGUCUCACUGCACUCCCGCUCCCGAGCAGAGAGACCGGCUGGGAGCCUGGGGGGAGGGGCGGGAGAUGAAGCUGGUUCUGAAGAAAGACACCCUGACGCUAUUGGACCCUUUGGACCACACACCCCUCCAUUGUCAGCCAAUCAUUGACAUCCGUGUCUGGGGGGUGGGCUGCAACAACGGCAGGGACAGGGACUUUGCCUUCGUGGCGGGAGAUAAGGACACGUGUGUCCUCAAGUGUCACGUGUUCCGCUGCGACGCUCCGGCCAAGGCCAUCGCCACCGCUCUGCACCAGCUGUGCUCCAAGAUGAUGUCAGAGAAGACGCUGAUGAGGACGUCUCGCUCUCUUACCAUGGACAGUAUCUCACCUGAGGAUCUGCCCAGACAAGUUGAGUUUCUAGAGGCCGUGCAGCAGCAGGUCCAGAAGUUUGAUGUCCAGUACAUCGGGAACCUGCCGGUGUCCAGAGCCAUGGGCAUGGAGGUGUUGAACCGGGCGAUCGAGAGCAUCAUGACCUCCACAGAGAGAGAGGACUGGGAGCCGACGGUGAUCCACGUCACUGACAACGUCCUGUCGCUGUGGGGGGGCGAGGAGGGGGAGGAGCCAGUCUGGGAGUGUCAAGUUCGCUUCCUCACUUUUCUGGGCGUCGGCCAUGACAGCCACACCUUUGCUGUGAUCGCUGAGGGCGGCACGCAGCGGUUCGAGUGUCACGUGUUCUGGUGUGAACCGGACGCAGGACUCGUCUCAGAGGCCGUCCAGGCCGCGUGUAUGGUCCAGUAUCAGAAGUGUCUGGUGGCUCAGACUCCUCCUCCGAGGUCUAAGUCGUGGCGUGCGAACCCAUCGAAGGUCAAACGGGCCAACUCCAUGGACGGCGCCGCCUUUCCUCCCCUCACGUCCCGACCCCACAGCAGCUCCACCAUGAGGACGGCGAGGACACCGAAGGGCCGCGGCGGCGUGAGGACGGGGAUGACCGCGUUCCUCCAAACCUUUCGACACCGACAGACCGCCAUGUUCUAAAGACGGGGGCGCCACAUCAGAAGAGGUGUGUCUCCGGUCCGCCGUGACACCAGAUCACCUGAAGUCAUGGCUCUGGUGGUCACCUGACCGACUCGGAUCAGUCUCCUCGUCUCCGGGGAUUGGACCUGAACCGGACGUGUCUGAACUCGUCUCACAGCCGGAGCAUCAGGUGACCAGGACGUGGAUCAGACCAGGAAACAUCCCCACGACAUCACGUGAUCAGAGCUCCACUCAGGAUCAUGUGACCUUCAUUAAACCUAUGAGACAGCAGCUGUGUCUGAAAUCACUAAACUGUUUGGAUGUUUUUUGACAUUUUUUAUCCCUAUAUAGUGCACUCAUUUCCCAUAAUGCAUCAUUAAAAAUAGUUUACGACCAAUAGUCUGUAACAGACCAUUAUGCAUUGCACUGGUGGGCGACAGGAACAGCCCCACCUGUCGUAUAAAUGUAAAUAUGAUGUGUUCCCUUCAUGAAAAUAAUAAACAGAUAAAAUAUUCAAA
Messenger RNA from Pleuronectes platessa (European plaice), 2730 nucleotides. It is a transcript of the gene apbb3, whose product is annotated as amyloid beta (A4) precursor protein-binding, family B, member 3. Gene Ontology annotation, biological process: regulation of DNA-templated transcription. The coding region runs from base 770 to 2233 and encodes 487 amino acids. The transcript has 13 exons. Gene Ontology annotation, molecular function: amyloid-beta binding; transcription factor binding. Lineage: Eukaryota; Metazoa; Chordata; Actinopteri; Pleuronectiformes; Pleuronectidae. Gene Ontology annotation, cellular component: nucleus; cytoplasm. The record is from RefSeq and is a predicted model, not a curated record.